GACUGUCAGAGAUGCGUCGGUGCCUAUGACUAUUACGCAAGUUCGCGCCUUUCUGGGCCUGGCCUCGUACUACCGAAGGUUUAUCAAGGGCUUCGCGGCGAUUGUGGGACCCCUCACGAAUCUACUGCGAAAGGACCUGUCGUUGAUCUGGACGCCGGAGUGUGAUCAAACGUUUUCGGAACUCAACGCCGCCCUUAUUUCGGCCCCGGUCCUUAUAAGGCCGGAUCCCGAAAAGUCUUUUGUCCUCAUUACUGACUGGCAGCCAGAGGCAAUUUCGGCGAUUUUGGCCCAGGUGGGACCAAGCAGACUUGAGAACAGGGUGGAGUAUGCCUCCAAAUCGGUGCCCACCUGCAAGCGUAACUACGCCGCUCCAACAGGAGAAUGCUACGUGGCUCUUUGGGGAAUCAGUCACUUUCGAGCUUACUUGUACGGGCGGAAGUUCACAUUGGUAACCGAUCAUGAGCCUCUGCUAGCCCUGAAGAAAUCUAAGGAUUACUCGGGCAUGAUCGGGCAAUGGGCAACGGUGGUGCAGAGCAUGGACUUUGACAUUCGUCACCGGAAACACGAAAGGCACGGGAAUGCAAACGGGUUGACACGACUGCACCAACCUGAGAAGGUUCCAAAGAAUGAGGAGGUGAUUCCGUGGAACGAACCGAAGAAGGAGAACGGACCUCGGUACGGCCAAGUGGAGAUCCUGUCAAAGGAGUAAGUGACACGGGUCCAUUUUUGUUCUGCCCCCUAUGCAACUCAGUCCCAUUUCUUCCUCUCUGCCAUCAUGACUACCCCACCCGUCUC
Molecule: messenger RNA, 795 nt
Organism: Chara braunii
Lineage: Eukaryota; Viridiplantae; Streptophyta; Charophyceae; Charales; Characeae
Source: the annotation of a GenBank genome assembly